This is a messenger RNA of Salvia splendens (bonfire salvia), 1164 nucleotides long. RefSeq names its product exopolygalacturonase. The record is from RefSeq and is a predicted model, not a curated record. The transcript has 3 exons. Lineage: Eukaryota; Viridiplantae; Streptophyta; Magnoliopsida; Lamiales; Lamiaceae. The coding region runs from base 1 to 1164 and encodes 387 amino acids. Gene Ontology annotation, molecular function: polygalacturonase activity. Gene Ontology annotation, biological process: carbohydrate metabolic process.
AUGGCUUCAAACUGGUUGUCUCAAAGCAUUGUUACUUUCUUUCUUCUAUCCAUUUGGGGCUUUCAUCAUGUUCAUUGUCAAGACAACAUAUUCACAGUUUCCCAAUUUGGUGCCAUUCCUGAUGCCCAAACAGAUAACAAACAGGCUUUUUUAAAUGCAUGGAAAAAUGCUUGCGCGACUGAUGGAGGCACAAUUAGUAUUCCAACAGGAAAUUAUCUAAUAAGUGAUGCUGAAUUCUUAGGGCCAUGCAUUGGCCAAACCAAUUUUGUACUAAAUGGAAUCCUAAAUGCUCCUAUUGUUCCUACUCCCAAACUUGAUUAUUGGGUCAUGUUUCGCAAUGUCGAUAGCCUUUCCAUAUCUGGCACAGGCACCUUAAAUGGAAAUGGAGACUCAUAUUGGAAAUCCAAACAAUCCACCAUUAUAACGUCACUGAAGCUACAACGUGUGAACAAUGUGACAGUGAGCGACAUAAAUUCCAUGGACAGCAAAAAAUUCCACUUGGUGGUCCACAAUUGCAAUGGCGUAACCAUCACCAACAUCCGCGCCACCGCUCAUGCCGAGAGCCCCAACACCGACGGCAUCCACCUGGCAACCUCGAACGACAUCAGAAUCUAUGAUUCAAACUUCGCCACGGGCGACGAUUGCAUCUCCAUAGGAGACGGAGUGACCAACAUGAAUGUGAGUGGGGUGAACUGUGGGCCGGGCCACGGCAUCAGCAUCGGGAGCCUCGGGUUGUAUCCCGGGGAGAAGGAAGUCCGGUCAAUUCGGGUCACCAAUUGCAAUUUGACCAACACCGAUAACGGGCUGAGGAUCAAGACAUUUGGGGCUUCUCCACCGGGCCUUGUUUCGGAUGUCCAUUUUGAGGACAUAAUGGUGAAUAAUGUGCUAAAUCCGAUAAUCAUAGAUCAGCAUUAUUGUCCAAGCGGGAAAUGUGCGGGUGGUGAAUCCAGAGUUUCUAUAAAAGAUGUGAGUUUCAUCAACGUUCGUGGCACCUCGGGUACACCCGUUGGGGUGAAGUUUGACUGCAGCAAAUCGCUGCCUUGCAAAGCCAUUGAACUGACGGGAGUUAGCUUGACUUUCAAAGGAAACUCAACCACUGCAUUUUGCUCCUCAGCUCAUGUCAAAUUUCUUGGAUCGGCUAACCAAAUUCCUUCGAGUUGUUGA